UUUGGCAAAGUCAAGUGAAUUUAUCACGUAUUAAGAUAAUUAAUAUAACAAAUCAUUAUUUCGAAAUUUUUGAAUUGCCAAUAGUGUGCGAAUUGCAUGCUUUAACAUCGAUAAGAAUAAUCGUCAAUCGUUAAAUUAUUCAUCUGACUACUUGUUCUAUUUGUAUUUGCCUAAUUUUUUGAAGAAUAAAGGCAAUAGGAAACCACUGAAUAUCGCCUGAUGAUAGAACGUUCUAAUAUUUAGCUUAUAACAGUAGGAAAACAGUAUUGAAAAUGGACACAUCACAUAGUAGAGACACACAGAAGAAUCCAAUCGAAGCUCUGAGCAAAGAUGAACUCAUUUCCAAAUAUAAAGGUUUGCUUGGCAUUGCCAAAAAAGCAAAGCUAGCAAAAGAUGAGCUUACCGAAGAGAACCGCCAGUUGAAGGAGGCGUUGGCAAAGCUGGCCACCAAACAGAGCAGUCUGCCCGCGAUGCAGGAGAUGCUGCAGGACUUUACCGACAAAAACCUGGUAUUGAUGGAGCAACUUAAUAGCUUACAGCGUAGAACCAAAGAGGACGCUGAGCGCUUAGAAAUGUUCCAGAUCGAAAAUGAGAGCCUCAAACGUCAACUAGGACGCUUAAGUGAUGAAAAUGAUGAUCUACUGGCAGACGUAGAACGCAUGGAGCAGGCCAUGCACCAGGUGAACAGUCUUAGCAAUGAACAGCGAAAGAAUCUUGAAUUUCUCGAGGAAGACAUUGUUAAAAUAAAGGAGGCCGAGUCUGAAAAUGGAAUAUUAAAGCAGCAGGUUGAGAAUGCUGCAGAGGAAUCGAGACUGCGGGUCAAAGAGCUGAAUGAACUGCAGGAGAAGUACGAGUCAGUGAAGCAAUUGAAUUCGGAGCAACGCAAGAAGUUCAAUACGCUCAAGGAUCGCUUUAUCGAUGUGCAUCGCAAGCUGAAGAACCUCAAGGAAUGCAAGUGUGUUUUGUUGGAAACGCAACAUGAAUACGCAGCAUCGGUUUCCAAGUGGCAGCAGGAGAUUAUCAAGGCUUCUCAGCUACUUUGCGGUAAGAUGACAACGUUACAAGAGGAGAAUCUACUGCUUAAGCAUCAACUUAAUGCGGCAAAUGCAACUCCCAACCAAGUGUCAUUAAAUAGUCAAAAAAUAUUGCAGAAAGUAUACGAGAUGGAACGUUUGGCCACGCUAGCAAAGCAGCAACAAGCACAUAAGCAACAAGCGCAGCCUUCAAAAAUCCCUCUAGACAUAGACAGCUUGUUGAAUAAAUUAAACAAUGUGGAACGGUUGACAAAUAUAAUCAGGGAACAACAAAUCACAGCAAAAACACCAACUAUGAAGCCAGAAAACUCUUCUAUUAACGUGUCCCACAUCAGUGAGAAAAUUAAUCAAGUGCAACGCUUGGUUCACGUUAUACAGAAGGAACGGAGUGAUCAGCUGAGUACACAGACCUUAAUGCAGCAAAAAUAUGAGCGCGAGAAUGUGCAACUGGAGACGAGUUGUGUAGAGCUACGACAGCAUAAUGACGAUUUGCAGUCGCGCUAUCAGCUGAAGGAGCACGAACAUGCUGAACUCUUGGCAGAGAUGCGAGAGCUUAACGAGGCGUUGAAGGCACGAGGCGAUGUCAUUUCCCGUAUGCAGGAGCAACACGACAAGGGCCACAAAGAGUUACAGAUUUUGACCGAAACUCUGACGGAAAAAUCACAGCAACUUCAGCAAGCACAAAACAGAAUUGAUGAACUAGAGCAGCACGAGCAGAAUGCUGAUGCCCAGAGUGAUGUGUUGUCUACAUCAACGAUUUCACGCGCCGAGGAAUUGAGUCGCUUGCGCGAACUCGACGAUGGAUACGAAGAAAAAUAUAACAAGCUGCGAACGCUGACUGUUAAGCUCAAAAAGAAGCUUCAAGAGCAGAUGCAGCAAAUUAAAGACAUGGAACAGGCUGGUUCAGCUAAACUUGAAACUGAACUAGAAGCUAUUAAAGUAGCACGGACGCAGCUUCAACAGGACUUAAAUAUGGCUCGUGCAGAAAACCAAAAACUUAAGUCUAAGGACAAGGCGAAAAGUUCAAAUGUAUUGAAUUUGGAAAUUGAGGCUGCUGAGAAAUCAUUGGCGGAAGUAAGUAGUAAACUCUUGGCAAAGACAUCGCAAUUAGAUGCAUUGACGGAAACACUUGUUAGCAAAGAGAACACCAUAACGCAAAUGCGGCAGGAGAUCAGCAUAAUGGAGGAAGCGCAAAGGGGCGAGGCAGCGCAUAGCAAGCAAUUGAAGCAACAAAUCGACCUGAUGCAGGCGCAAAUUAAAGACGCUGUCCAUGGCAAACAGCAGACACUGUCGGACAACAAGGAACUCGAGCAGAACGUGGAGCAGCAAAAACAGCAAGUGGAACAGAUGCGUCUUCAGUUGGCCGACAACACGAAGCAAUACGAAUCUAAACUUAAGCAUUCACAGGACAUGCUGCUCAACUGCACUCAACAACUGGAGAUGCGAAUGAACGCACUUGCUGAGCUGGAAACAUCGUUGCGCAAUACUAAUCGAAGCAAUGAACAACUGCAAGCUGAGUACUCGGAGUACAAGAUUAAAGCACAGUCGGUGCUGCGCAAGCAACAGAAUCGAGACACUGCUAAGGAACAAGACCUCGAAACAGAAUUAGCUGCGAUGCGUACAAUGGAGCAACAAUUACGCAACAGCAAUGAGGCAAGCACCAAGCGAAUCACGCAAUUGGAAACGCAAUUAGACGACAUACAACGCGACAACUCGCAAUUACAGCAACGCAGACAGGAAUUGGUGACGGUCUCCGACGACUUAAGGGAGCAAAUAGAUACUUUGACUCAGGACAAUCAACGGCACCUGCAACAACAGCAACAGCAGCUACAACAGCACCGCCAACAGAUUGAGCAAAUGGAUGAUGUACACCAACUGCAAGUUUCCAAGCUGCAGCAUCAAAUCGAACAGCUCGAGAAGACAUCAUCCACAUCUAUUCAGACCGUGGCUCCAAUUGCUGCGCCAAUUUCUAAGGCAAGCGACGAUCCCCCAAGUACUGAACAGAGCAAAAUAGAUUAUUUACUCGACCAUGACGGCAGUGGGGAGACUCUUGCACAAUUGGCAGCACAACGCAAGAUCUCUACAGCGUCACGUCGGUCUCACGAUUUUAUACCAUUGGAUGAGCUGCUAAAUACAUCCAUACAUUCAAUCCACAGCGAUAAGGUAACUACGUUUUCUAAUUUCGGACGCAGCGUUAGCAUGCAGGACGAUGAAUCAGAAUUAGAUGUGAGUGGCGAAGCGCAGGCAGCGCUUUUGGCCACCAAAGAACGAUUGAGCAUACAGGAAAGUCGUGUCCGUCAUCUAACCGCUCUAUUAGCCGAGAAUGAACAGGAUCUGGCCAAGCUGACACAAAUGAAUGAUAUGCUCAAGGAAGAACUGCGUCGUCAGGAACGUUCAGAGGAGCGGGAGCAGCACAUGCACAACUCGGAAUAUCUUAAGAACGUAUUCUUGAAGUUCAUCACACUAAGUAACACGGAUGAGCGACAACGCCUGGUGCCGGUGCUAAAUACAAUUUUACGUCUAAGUCGCAAUGAAAUGGAAAUGCUAAAUGCUGUGGCAAAAGGACAGAAAGUUUCCAAUGAUAGCAGCAAUCGCAGCUGGAGUGGAUUUCUUAGCGCUUGGAGCGGAAGUGGCAGCAACACGUCAGGCAAUAACAAUUAACUGCCGAACUGUCUUUUCGGGUUCAUUGGUAUUAAAUAUAAUAUACCAGUUAACCAGUUUGUGUAUAUUGUAUAAAUCUUGUAUAUGGUUAUUGUCCCCAAAAAUUGUUUGUGUAUUUUCCUUUCAAUUAACUAAGGAUGCCACUUAUCUCAUGCUUUAUCUAUUUACAUCAAAACACAGAUGUACAUAAUUAAUACUGAAUAAUAUAUGGAGCGCCCUAUACAGCAUUCCAGCCACAAUAUAUGUAUAUGUAAAUAUGAGUGUGAAAAUAAAAAUACUAUACGUACAUUUUA
This is a messenger RNA of Drosophila albomicans, 3988 nucleotides long. It is a transcript of the gene GCC185, whose product is annotated as GRIP and coiled-coil domain-containing protein 2. The transcript is spliced from 5 exons. Lineage: Eukaryota; Metazoa; Arthropoda; Insecta; Diptera; Drosophilidae. The coding region runs from base 273 to 3695 and encodes 1140 amino acids. The record is from RefSeq and is a predicted model, not a curated record.